This is a messenger RNA of Setaria italica (foxtail millet), 1764 nucleotides long. RefSeq names its product UDP-glycosyltransferase 91C1. Gene Ontology annotation, molecular function: UDP-glycosyltransferase activity. The record is from RefSeq and is a predicted model, not a curated record. Lineage: Eukaryota; Viridiplantae; Streptophyta; Magnoliopsida; Poales; Poaceae. The coding region runs from base 166 to 1638 and encodes 490 amino acids. The transcript is spliced from 2 exons.
AUCCGUAUCCUUAUGAUUUUUACAAAAAUCAUAUAACAUCCAGUGGUCUGGAUCACAUUCUUCAUUGCUUUAGUGCAUCACAACUGCUAAAGAACACUGUCAGAAUCUCAGAGAGAAGUAUACAUCAGCUCUUGCUCCAUCCUCCUCCUCCUCCAAGAACCAGCCAUGGCAGGCACCAAAGACGAAGCUUCUCCUCUCCACGUCGUGGCGUUCCCAUGGCUGGCGUUCGGCCACAUGUUCCCGUACCUCGAGCUCUCCAAGAGGCUGGCGCGGCGGGGCCACGCCGUCACCUUCGUGUCCACGCCGAGGAACGCCGCCAGGCUGGGCGCCGUUCCGCCGGAGCUGUCCGCGCGCCUCCGCGUCGUCGCGCUGGACCUGCCGGAGGUCGAGGGUCUGCCGGACGGCGCCGAGUCGACGGCCGACGUCCCGCCGGAGAAGGUCGCGCUGCUCAAGAAGGCGUUCGACGGCCUCACCGCGCCGUUCGCGGAACUCGUCGCGGAGGCCUGCGCCGCCGCCGCCGGCGGCGAGGGCGCUGCGUUCUCGAGGAAGCCGGACUGGAUCGUCCUCGACUUCGCGCAGAACUGGGUUUUGCCAAUCGCCGAAGAAUACGAGAUCCAGUGCGCCAUCUUCGUCGUCGUGUCGGGGGCGUUCCUGGCCUUCACCGGCCCGCAGAACGAGAACGAGGCUCACCCCCGCACGACGACGGAGGACUACAUGGUUCCACCACCGUGGAUCCCGUCGCCCUCGACCAUGGCGUACCGCCGCCACGAGGCCGAGUGGAUCGCCGCCGGGUUCCGGCCGAACGCCGCCGGCGUGUCCGACAUGGACCGGUUCUGGGAGAUGGAGCGGCGCCCCUGCUGCCGCCUCAUCUUCCUCCGCAGCUGCCCCGAGGCCGAGCCGCCGCUGUUCCCGCUCCUCACGGACCUCUUCGCCAAGCCCGUCGUCCCCGCCGGCCUCCUCCUGCCCGACGCCGCUGCCGCCGACGAAGCAGACGGCGCCUGCUUGACCAGCGACGACGAGCCCACGUCGGCCGCCAUGAGAUGGCUGGACGCGCAGCCUCAGCGGUCGGUCAUCUACGUCGCGCUCGGGAGCGAGGCGCCGGCGUCGGCGGGCCACGUGCGGGAGCUCGCACUCGGUCUGGAGCUCUCCGGCGCGCGGUUCCUCUGGGCGCUCCGCCUGCCCGCCGGCGGCCACCGCUCCGGCGACCCGCUGCUCCCGGACGGGUUCGAGCGGCGCGUGGCGGGGCGCGGCGUGGUCUGCACGGGGUGGGUGCCGCAGGCGCGCGUGCUGGCGCACGCCGCGGUUGGCGCGUUCCUGACGCACUGCGGGUGGGGCUCCACGGCGGAGGGCCUCUUCCGGUGCGGGCUCCCGCUGGUGAUGCUGCCGUUCGUGCUCGACCAGGGGCUCAACGCGCGCGCCGCGGCGGCGCGGGGGCUCGGCGUCGAGGUGGAGAGGGACGGCGACGGCGGGUGGUUCCGUGGGGAGGACGUCGCGGCGGCGGUGCGGCGGGUGAUGGUGGAGGAGGAGGGCGAGGCGCUCGCGCGCAACGCACGGGAGGUUCAGAAGGUGGUCGGGGACAGGGGGAGGCAGGAAGGGUACGUGGAUGAGCUGGUCGAGCAUCUGCAGCGAUGCAAAUGAGAGAGUGGCGAGAUUAUUCAAUGUGUUGAAUAAUUAUUUUGUCGCGUCUAGUUUGGCUCAUGUUGAACUGCCUUUCCAAAUUUAUGAACUGAAUUGUAUUCGUUUCUUAAGUACAGCUGCUGUGUA